Molecule: messenger RNA, 828 nt
Organism: Solanum pennellii
Lineage: Eukaryota; Viridiplantae; Streptophyta; Magnoliopsida; Solanales; Solanaceae
Product: protein DELETION OF SUV3 SUPPRESSOR 1(I)-like
Exons: 3
Coding region: 373-597 (74 amino acids)
Biological process (GO): double-strand break repair via homologous recombination; proteasome assembly; mRNA export from nucleus
Cellular component (GO): proteasome complex; proteasome regulatory particle, lid subcomplex
Source: RefSeq, a predicted model, not a curated record
GUAACUUUGAUGGAUAGGGUAGGCGCUCAUUUCGAUCUUGUUUGCUUCCAUUAUGUUAUGGGAAAAAGUUGUUAUGUAUUUAUUUUCUUUAGACAAAUAAUUGUCCGCUCAAAAUACAAAGUAGGAUUCAUUCAUUCGGUGAACGAAAGAAAUUAAAUUUAUGAUUUCUAUUAUAUAAAUAAUAAUUGAGAUAAUAGAGAAUCAAAAAUAACAAAACGAAAAGCACCAAAGAAAAAAUUCAGAUUUACUUAGCUCCCCGGUUUAAAAUAGUUGCAAGAAAACCUCGCGAGUUUAAAUAUAAAGUUUCCUUCCAGAGCCCAGAAAAAUUAGCCAUCCAUUAAUCGUCCAUUUUUGCAACAGACUUAAAUCAUAAUGGCAACCGAACAACCAAAACCAGCAACUGUAGAUGUGAAAAUGGAUCUGUUUGAGGACGAUGACGAAUUUGAAGAGUUUGACAUUGAUCAAGAGUGGGAGUCGAAAAAGGAAGGGAAAGAAGCUACCCAGCAGUGGGAAGAUGAUUGGGAUGAUGAUGAUGUCAAUGAUGAUUUCUCUCUACAACUGAAAAGGGAACUGGAAAGCAACACGGAGAAGAAAUAACCAAACCUUCACAGGAUUGUUUCUCUUUCUCAAGAUUUAACCACAGAUAUCUGUUUGCGUUCAUAUAUUUCCCAUUAUGUAGCACUCUUUGUUUCACCAAACGCGAUGAACAUUAGUUUUCACCUUUAAGCGUUUGUACUGAUAAAUCUGGAUGCUCUUAAUCUGUAAUGCAGUUCUCUAUGAACAUAGUUUUUAGCCGAAAAAAUGCUUAAGCUUGGUCUUAUGUUUUUA